Molecule: messenger RNA, 3882 nt
Organism: Helicoverpa armigera (cotton bollworm)
Lineage: Eukaryota; Metazoa; Arthropoda; Insecta; Lepidoptera; Noctuidae
Gene: Rn
Product: rotund
Exons: 6
Coding region: 1-1638 (545 amino acids)
Biological process (GO): regulation of transcription by RNA polymerase II
Cellular component (GO): chromatin; transcription regulator complex; PcG protein complex
Molecular function (GO): DNA-binding transcription factor activity, RNA polymerase II-specific; RNA polymerase II cis-regulatory region sequence-specific DNA binding
Source: RefSeq, a predicted model, not a curated record
AUGAGCUCCAAAGUAUGUCAACAGGUGACUAAGUCUGUGGUAUUGUUUCAGAAGGCGGGUGCGUCUUCAGCGUUCGUGUGGAGUGGAGGGGGGGUGACGGGCGGUGGGGGGCAGGACCAGGCCACCGCGCAACCCGCCGCCGUGCCUACAGGCACAUCAGGCGGCGGCGGGGCCCAGGGUCUGGUGCACUGGAUGUCGGUCAUGGCGGAGCACAUGGGAGGGGGGCAUCAUGACCCCUCCCAUUACGCGCUGCCACCAUGGAACAAUGGCGGUGUUGAUCACUGUCAGCAAAAAGAUGGCCUGGAAUAUGCCACGUGGUCCCGGCCACGGGGCGCCAUGGCCAUCAAACAAGGCUACGAGGCCAAGAUGAGUACAGGAGAUGGGACAGUGGGAGGCCACCAGAAGGCUGAUGACAGGCUCGGCCACCACCAGUCUAUGAGUCAGAUGCUGUACGGAGCAGGCCUGGGACCUGGACGAUCAGGCUCAUCAUCAUCAUCACCAGUUGGAGGCACGAACACCGGCUCCGGACUCCUGGUGGUGCCCCAACCCCUCGGCAAGGGACCCACGAAGCUCCAGCCCCUGCACGCUCACGCUAGGAAGUAUCACUGCAAGAUGUGUCCUCAGGUUUUCGGCUCAAAAGCAGACCUGCAGCUGCACACCCAGAUUCACCUCCGCGAGGCGAAGCCCUACCGCUGCACGCAGUGUCCGAAAGCCUUCGCCAACUCCUCGUACCUGGCGCAGCACUCCCGCAUUCACCUGGGCAUCAAGCCUUACCGUUGCGAGAUCUGCCAGAGGAAGUUCACCCAGCUGUCCCAUCUCCAACAGCACAUCCGAACACACACCGGAGACAAACCCUAUCGUUGCACCCAGAUCGGAUGUACCAAAGCCUUCUCCCAACUGUCCAACCUCCAAAGCCACAGCCGUUGCCACCAGACAGACAAGCCAUUCAAAUGCAACUCCUGCUACAAAUGCUUCACCCACGAGAAGGACCUCCUCGAACACAUCCCCAAACACAAAGAAUCCAAGCAUUUGAAGACACAUAUAUGCCAGUAUUGUGGCAAGAGUUAUACGCAGGAGACUUAUUUAAGUAAACACAUGAAUAAGCAUGCGGAGAGGGCUGAUAAGCGGCCGCCGAUAUCUGCUUUAGGAUUGAGUGGAUUGAAUAGAUCUUUAGGAGCAGCCGCGCCUACCGCUGCGCCUUUCGGAGACCAUCCUUACUGGCCUAAGGUGAGCCCAGACUCAGCGGCGCACAUGUCUGAUGAAGGAGGUUACCAUCAGCAGCGGGAAAGCGAUGAGCAUCAUGAGCAGCAGCUUCAGCAGCAACGAGCUCUGUUUGCUCAGCAUGAGAGCCAGGACGACCGCAUCCAGCCCCCCGUGUCGUCCGCGGCGAACUCUGCCUUUACGCCAAUCAACUCGAUGGCUCCUCACCUCAACGGGCUGUCGCACCACAGCGCCCUGCCCACGCGGCCGUAUCUCUACGACCCCCUCCACUUCCAGCAAGGCAAGCAGCAGCCCAACUCCUUUCCCAACCAGCUGAUAUCCCUGCAUCAGAUCAGGAACUACGCUCACCAGCCCUCGGCCCUGCUGCCCGCGGAGCACAUCCUCCCGCAUGCGCUAUCGCACAAGGAUAAGCAGUAACUUACCGUAGGUACACUCACUAUAGUAUGUACUUAUGAUGGUAUUACUAGUUGUAUAAUUAACGAAAUAUUAAAUAAAAAAAUAUUUAGAAUCUCGCUCUCGAAGACAGUGGUAUUACGGUUUUAUCGUUAGAGAAACAAAUUCAUGUUUUUAGAAAUAAAAUUGUAUGGAUACUCGGAAUUUUGUGAGUAGAUGACAAAAUUUUAUGGGUAUGAAUGUGAUUUCGGAUUUUAUUUUCCAAUUUACGGAUUAUUGAUUAGUUUUUUUGUUUAACGGUUGUUCGUUUUACCCAGUUGAUCCGGGGGUUUGAUCGUCAAUUAGGGCUGAUGGAAAUUAUUAUUAUUUAGGAUGCUGAAUUGGUUUGGAGAUAAAAGACUUGAGAAAUCACGAUUCGUAUUGAAUUGAAAUUUUUAUAUUUGUGAUAUGGUUGUAGAUAUGAAAAAUAUUAUACCUGAAGUAUAUGUUAAUAUUUGAUGCUUUCGAUGUUUUUAUUGGUUUGUCUUUGUUCAAAUAUUUUCAGCACUUUUUAAUUAAUUAUCGAUCAAACAUUCGUAGCAACUCGGACGCAUGUUAAUUUCACUGAUUAAGGAAAAACUAAUCUUUAAUACGGCCAAAACUUAGAGGAGUCAUAUUAGAUAUCUUUUUUUAUAUUUUCUUUUAUCUGCAAUCAAAGCAUAAUGUUCUAUCGAUGCAUAACGCAAACCCAGUGAUUUAUUUUAUUGUUAACUAAUUGAUACGAAAAAACAGUUAAAAAUAACUUUAAGGACAGUCUCUUUUAACUAAGUUGUAUCUCAACACAUUAAUUUUUAGAGCAACUUUUUAUUUCUAACAUUCAAUUUCUUAGAGUGAGACUGCAUUGGAAUCUACAUAAUCGAAAUAAUUUAUUCACAACUAACAUAAUAAGUAAUAAAUAAAACAUGUUUUUAAUCAAAAAGUUCCUGAUAACAACAAGUAUUUGUAAAACAAAAGUGACUCGAAUAACUUCUACAGAAUUAUAUCGUACUUCACUUUCACUUCAGUUGCAUUUUAUAAUAUUCAUUAAGAAUAAAUAAAUAGAUCUCUUUAAUCAUCACAUUUGCACUCAGUUCCUAUUUAGAUCAUAUUAUGUAUUUUUUUAGCUUUAUCUAUUGUACAACCUAUCAUUUUUAGUAUUCUUUACAUUUAUUUUUCCAAAUUUAGAAAAUGUAUUCUUCCUGCAUUUUAAAAUGUUUUAACGAACAAGAAUUAAGUUAAUUAUUACUAAGCCUUCGGGUCGAAUAUAUUUUCUAUCGUUAAAAAUAUUCCCCAUGUGUAUAAUACAUUUAUGAGUGGCCAAAUCGCUUCUUUACGUCACACAAUGAAAGGUGCACUUUUUGUAAAUAUUUUGUAAAUACGAAUACGAUUUUUUGAGAAAAAAAUCCUUGAAAUUUAUUGAAGAAAGUUUUUUUGUUUUACUUUAUAAUAUCUAAAAGUGCUUAUGCUCAAUUAUAUUAGCCUUAAGAACUCAAGGGUAGUGGCGUACAUUCGGAAUUGUAAAGUAUUCCUAUUUUCCGUACUUAAUAGGCCCUUCGUACAUCGAUUUUUUAGACUAGUUUCAUGUAUACGAACACAGGAACUGUUGAUUUGUUUUAAUUUUUCGAACGAAUCAGCGUUAGUAGGUAAAAUUAAUAAAAAAAUGUGAUAGGAGAUGGAAUGGGGAAGAGUGACUAUUUUUGGAGGAAUGUCUAUUUUCCUUCUAAAUUAAUUUGCUAUUGAUCUUUUUAGUUAUAAAAAAAAUGUUAGGUUGUGGUUAUUCGUUAGGGGUCUGCAGGGCAAGAUGGCCGUCUGUCUGUCUGUCACAAAUUAGCCAAAUCUUUAUUUUUUCUUGUACAAAUAUGUUUUUUUUCGUUAAUGUUAAAUAACGGCAAUAAGUAUUUCUUCCGAUCAUUUGUUGUUAAGUAAGCACUAUUGUAUAUUAACUGUAUCAUGACAAUGAGCCAAGAGUUAUACCUAAUUUUUCGAACUUUGGAUUUAAGGGAAUAAAAAUCGCCAAUAUCUCUCUAUUGUAAGUAGAAAUGUGAUAUUGUAAUUUGAUUUUUUUAAGUUAAGUGUAAACUUAUUAUUAUGAAUACGAUAUUUUUGUAAGUAAUUUUUUUUUUCGUUUUAUGUUAGUUUUCGCUUUUUCUAGCGUUCUCGUUUUAAGAUUUAUAGAUGAAAAUGAACGAAAAUCAUUUUUUGUUACUUAAAAUUGAUUAAAAAUUAAUUACAACUAUGCCAAGAAUUAUA